CCCUGGUAGGUGCAUACCCUGGAAUGGGUUGGGUCUCAGAGCUAUCUUAUUCACUAGAUGCGAGGAGACUGAAGGCUUUCUGGAGAAGGUGGCAAGGACUUGCAGGCAGAGAGGGGGCAUUGGGUGUAUACUGACCUCCACAGGCCUCAAGUUUGGAAGCUGAGGCCACAGGAGUGCAGAGGCAUAUGCAGGAUCGGGGCUGCAGGGGCUGGUCCAUCCAGGCUCUUACUCCAUCAGGCACAGACCUUGCAUGAGACUAGAACACAUUUGUGAAAUGUCUGAUACAAAGCAAGGGGUGUAGCGCCUGGACCUAGGACAAGGUGAAGCAACGUCCACUUUUCAGUCUACCAGCCCAGGAGGAGACAGCUGGUGUGGGGAAACCAGGCAGAUGCACAGUUGCUCCCUGGCUGGCAGCAUUUGAGACCUUCCCUGCCCCAGAUCCGUCUACCCCAAGCUUGUUUCUCCCUUUCUCCACAUGAGUAUUUUUGGCAACUUGUUGUGUCCCCACAAUUCCAAACAUCUGUGGCUCCCAAUUUAAGUCUGGUUAGUCUGCAAGGGAUGCUUUUUGAGCCCUCUGCAUAUGCCUAAUUUAUCCUGCGAAAAGCUGCAAGGGUCCUACAGCUUCCUCAAAGCUACAGUUGAAUGUGGACGUGGGGCAACUCUCACUUGCCCACCGUGGACACAGGGAACAGUGGUGGAAGGUUCUAUCUGAUCAUGACGGGGUGGAACCUGGUCCCUGCUCCCAGCUGCUCCUUAUUUGGUACACCCCUGCCUGCACUUCACCCCACCUCUACCGCCAGCGCCCUACUAUCUGGGACCAGUUUUGUCUGGCGAUCGCGGUUGCAUCCCCGGAGGGAUAGCCCCCGGCCCCUCGUCCCUCGCAGUCGGGGGACCCUUGAAAAUCACAUCCGGAAAGGGGGGCCUAGGGGCGGAGAGCUCCCCGGAGGAGACCGCGCCUCCCCGCCUCCCGCCCGCGGUGCCGCCGCCGCCGCCGCCAGCCGCCGAGCAGCCCCUCUCUCGGAACCCGCAGCGUCGCCGCACACUCCAGGCCAGCGGCUCCUGCAGGUGAUGGCGGACAAGGGUGCCGGGGGCCCGGGAAGCGCUGCGCGCCCGCCGCGAGGCCCAGUGCAGGAGGUGGGCGCGCUCCGAAGCCCCGCAGCUGGGGCACGAGAAGCCGGGAGACCCGGGCACCCGGCCCCCACAGGCGGCCCCGGGACCUUCCCACCUGUCCCGGGGCGCGGGGAAGCGGCCUCCGCAGCGACUGAACGGAGCCCGGGAAACGGCUUGGUCACGGACGAAGCCCCAGAAACCUGCGGCGCAGAAGGGUGGGGGGUUCAGGCGGGACCUGGCGGGAAGGCCGAGGAAGUGACGACGGAGGAGGGCGCCAUCUUCGUGGAGGAGGUGGAGAAGCAUCAGGCCCGAGAGGAGAUGGAGGUGGCAGAGAAGCUGGCUGGGGAGGAGAAGCUGGAGGUGGGGGCGCAGGCGCAGGAGGGCCCUGGGCCCCUGAACCUUGAGGGCCCAGUUGUGGACCCACUGGAGGCCAUCCAGUGGGAGCUGGAGGCUGUGAGUGCCCAGGCGGACAGGGCCUACCUGCGCCUUGAACGCAGGUUUGGGCGCAUGCACCGGUUGCACCUGGCCCGUAGGAGCUUCAUCAUCCAGAAUAUUCCAGGCUUCUGGGUUACCGCCUUUCUGAACCACCCACAGCUGUCAGCCAUGAUCAGUCCGCGAGAUGAAGACAUGCUCUGCUACCUGAUGAAUUUGGAGGUCAGGGAGCUCAGGCAUGCCAGGACGGGCUGCAAGUUCAAGUUCCGCUUUUGGAGCAACCCCUACUUCCGAAACAAGGUGAUCGUGAAGGAGUAUGAGUGCAGAUCCUCCGGCCGGGUGGUGUCGAUCGCAACUCGCAUCCGAUGGCACAGGGGCCAGGAACCUCCUGCUCUGGUACACAGGAACCGGGACACUGUCCACAGCUUCUUCAGCUGGUUCUCACAGCACAGCCUCCUAGAAGCCGACAGGGUUGCUCAGAUUAUUAAAGAGGACCUGUGGCCCAACCCCCUGCAGUAUUACUUGCUGGGGGAUAGGCCCCACAGAGCCAGGCGAGGCCUAGCAAGGUGGCCUACAGAGACCCCUCCUAGACCCUAUGGGUUCCAGUCUGGCUAAGUCCUGCUUGGUUCCUGGUCCCUACAUAAUUCUCUGCUUGGCGUCCUGUGCACCUGUGCUUAGGCUGACAUUGGGCACUCUGCUGUCUGCUUUCUCUUCUGUGCACUCCGGCCCCUCUGGAGAGUCAGUGGAUGCAGCUCCAAGAUGAUGGCCUUUGUGGCCAAACUCUUCUGUUUCCAUGUGGCCUUCAUGCAUCAUGUGACUGUCACAUGCCACAGUGUUUACUUAAAUACCCAAUGCUAUGGACAUGUACUGCCAUCAUCUUCAUGGCCUGCACCUAUCUUUGAUCAUGGCCCUCCCACCCAUUUUUGACAUGAGGACCCAUAAGUCAUCACUAGGAGGGCCCAUGCCUCUUAGAAGCCUCCCUAUUUCAAAGCCAUGACAUGCAGGGCUUCAUAUUUAUGCUGGCCCAACCCACUGGCUGUCAACCAGACUUGGACAUUCUAGGGCCUCAGGACCACAGGCCAGACUUCCACAGGGGGAAGUGGUGGAAGGUUCUAUCUGACCAUGACGGGGUAGGCCUGGUACUGUCAGGCACCUGGCAGAAUGGGCAUGCAGCCGGAGGGUGGUUGCUAGCCAUGGGUGAGGUCAAAGACACUAAGCAGCGGCAAUACGCCCUUAUGAUCACGCUGUUCUUACCCCUGUGUUCGUCCUACUGCGUGGCCUGCUACCAGCUUGUGAAGGUCUGUAUGGUGCCCUGUGUCUGGCCAUUGCCCUUCUCAAGAGUUUUGCCUGGGUAGCCACCAACUUUGUCACCUGCUCUGAGGUCUAUAAGGACCUCAAGAACUGGCUGUGGACCCAGGCGGGCCACCUGCUAAUGCACAAGAAGCAUGUGCUCAAGGCAGUGGCAAUGGCAUGGUCCUUUUUAGAGGCCCAUCUUCCUGAGCCCUAGUCACUAGACUCACACAGAAUCCAGCUCCCCCAUCUCUGCCUGUUUUAGGCCGCCAGGUUGAGGGCGUUUCUGGUCAUGAGGAUUGUCUGCACCUGCCCAGAUCUCGUAUCCUUCAUUUCAUUUUCUUUAAAGUGACAGCUGAGAAAUGAAACAACUGAAAAAGCAAGGUUUUUAGAAGCAGCUGGGAGACAGACUUUCUUGUUAAAUUUGCCUCUGUCUCCAGCAAGGGCAGGUUGUGCUGUAGACAAGUCUGCACUUUCUUUGUUCCCUCUGUUCCUAAGUCUCACCCCCUUCAGCAAGUCAUGGAAUCUUCAAAGGGGGACAGUGCAGGACUCAACAGAGAGACCGGAAGGUCUGGGCUCCCAGGACAGGGAUGGUUCAUUUAGUUUUGUGCUGUGUUCUUUCAGACUAACUUCAGCCCCAGCUCUACUUCCUCCACCAGGCCCACACCCCACUGUGGGAUCCUGUAGGUAGAGCUUGGCUGCCCCACCAAGUUCCCCUCCUCAGGCUUUCAGAGCUGUCUCCAUGUCAUCUGGGGCGUGACCAUACUCAGGUCCCUUCCCACGGGAGGCCUUAUCUUUUGCUCCUCAGGACCUGGGGAGGCCUUGACACAAAAUAAAAGGGCAGGUGCCCUCAGAAGAGGGGCACAGCAGAAGCCAGAGCCUGCUGGAAAAGCAGGGGAGGCUAGAGCCCUUGGGGUAGAGGGAGGAGAGCCCCUAACUUCCUAAGGGAGGUUCUUCCUGACUUUUUAAAUUCACCAAUAUGUGUUUAAACUUAGAAUGCAGAACACUGCAACUUCAGAAGUUCUCAGUCCAAGUAUGACCUUGUGUGUGUAUAAAAUUAAUGCUGAAUGCUUUUCACCUACUUUUAAGUAAGAUCCUAGGCAUCCUCUGCUCUGUUUCCACCCACCAGAAAAGUUGAGUUGUCCAAGCUGCUUGUUGCUUUUAGUUGAGAACAUUUACAAGAAUGUCAGUGUAAAUUUUCUGUGCUAUUAAAUUCAUGUGGCUCUUCAUGAUUGUUAUCAAGUUGCUGUACCUGUUAAUAUAAUUCUGUAUGUAGAAGUAGUUUAAAUAAGGUGGUUUUGUAGGAUUUAAGAUGGGAAAUUGUUCAAUGUUUGAGGAGAACCUCCAAAAAGAGAUCUGUACCUGCUGGUCUUAGUGAUUCUGUGCUCUGGCGGCAUGCUGUGAUUGACUGCUGAUGAGCUUCUAAACUGAGAAAUAUUCAUCAGGUGGCUUUGUCCAAUUAGAAGAGGAUUCAUGGCACUUUUGUCUUCUAUAUGCAUGAUGGAAAAAUAAAAACCUUUCAAUCUGCAUAAAAAAUAA
Molecule: messenger RNA, 4371 nt
Organism: Manis pentadactyla (Chinese pangolin)
Lineage: Eukaryota; Metazoa; Chordata; Mammalia; Pholidota; Manidae
Product: putative testis-specific Y-encoded-like protein 3
Exons: 1
Coding region: 643-2157 (504 amino acids)
Biological process (GO): nucleosome assembly
Cellular component (GO): nucleus; chromatin
Molecular function (GO): histone binding; chromatin binding
Source: RefSeq, a predicted model, not a curated record